Messenger RNA from Photinus pyralis (common eastern firefly), 1407 nucleotides. Its product is annotated as progestin and adipoQ receptor family member 3. Gene Ontology annotation, cellular component: membrane. The record is from RefSeq and is a predicted model, not a curated record. Bases 258 to 1238 code for a protein of 326 amino acids. Gene Ontology annotation, molecular function: signaling receptor activity. The transcript has 7 exons. NCBI's taxonomy places the organism in Eukaryota, Metazoa, Arthropoda, Insecta, Coleoptera, Lampyridae.
UUAACAUUCCUACUUUCAAAACUAAACAAAAUUCCAGUAAAGAUAUUUACUUAUCAAACAUUUAAUAUGGUUUUUAUUAAUUGAGGCAUCUGAAUUGAAUAAUUGCACAAGCGGGUAUGAUGGACACCCCUUUAAUGGUUACAAUGGAGUAUAUCUCAAAGUCGUAAAGUUUGGAUAGAAUUAUACGCACCGUUAAGCUAUACAGUAUCUAACUGCAAAAGAGAAAACAAAAGAUUCAAGCAGAGAUUGUAAAACGCAUGAAUGAUACUUCAACGGACCAUACGGGAUCGCUUUUAUCUGCAUGUGAUGACGAUGAAAACGUCAACGACCCAAUAUUGGAAGAGUCAGAGUCAAAAUGCAAGAAAGAGAUAUGUGAACACCAUAAACCAAAUGGAGAAAUGCGACUGUAUAGCUUAAAAGAUGCCCCCGAAUAUCUACAACAUAAUGUAUUUAUUUUGACAGGAUAUCGCGGGAUUUUAAAUACUAAAUUGUGCAUUGAAAGCAUAUUUUGGUGGACCAAUGAAACAAUCAACAUAUGGUCCCACAUUUUUGGAUGGCUUCUAUUUGUAGGACUAACAAUUUACGAUCUAUCCUUACUGAAUUUGCAUGCAUCCUUUCUUGACAAACUGUGUGUUGCAAUGCUGCUGAUAUGUUUUCAGGUUUGCAUGGGUCUCUCAGCUGUGUACCAUACAUUUUCCUGUCGUUCUGAGGACGACUGUAAUUACUAUUUAUCACUUGAUCUGUUCGGAAUUGCUCUCUCUCUACUUGCUAUUUACAUGUCUGGAAUUUACUACGCUUUUUGGUGCCACCAAGCGAUGUUAAAUUUCUACUUAGUUACAAUUUUCCUAAUAUUUUGCGGCGCUAUGGCGUUGCAGCAUCCGAAAUUGAAUGCAAACACAAACGUAAAAAUGUUUGUAUUUGUUUUAUGGGCUGCAUAUGGAAUAGUCCCAACGAUACAUUGGACGUUUAUAAUGGGAGGUUUUGCCAACCCUUUAGUUAGUAUGCUCAUCCCAAGGGUGAUGGGGAUGUACUCGAUAAGCGGUACCGCCUUUUUGAUUUACUUGACCAAGGUGCCGGAAAGGUUUUGUGCAGGAAAAUUCGAUUAUUUGGGACACUCCCAUCAGUGGUGGCAUUUGUUUGUAGUUGGCGCACUGUAUUACUGGCACAAUACCGGAAUAAUGUAUGCGGAAUAUCGAAUGAAUCAUGGAUGUGCCACAUCGCUGAGGUUGGACUAUUGAUGUUAUUUAAAAUUUAGUCUAUAUACCAAUUGAUUAGAUUAGAGUAUAUAAUUAUUGUAUGUAGAUAUUUUUCCAGUUAAGUAUUUACCUACCUACAAGUAGAUCUGUUUUGCUACUAUUGACUGUGAUAAGGGCCUUUCUUAUAUCCAAUUAAAGUGACAAUGAAUUA